Trifolium pratense (red clover) is the source of this 3781-nucleotide messenger RNA. Its product is annotated as ATP-dependent DNA helicase Q-like 5. The record is from RefSeq and is a predicted model, not a curated record. Gene Ontology annotation, molecular function: 3'-5' DNA helicase activity; ATP binding; four-way junction helicase activity. The coding region runs from base 106 to 2943 and encodes 945 amino acids. Gene Ontology annotation, biological process: double-strand break repair via homologous recombination. Gene Ontology annotation, cellular component: cytoplasm; chromosome; nucleus. The transcript has 19 exons. Lineage: Eukaryota; Viridiplantae; Streptophyta; Magnoliopsida; Fabales; Fabaceae.
GGGUAUAUAAAUAAAAGAAGAAAACAACCGGGUGCAAAUAGUAAACUACAGCACAACCCAGAUUGGUGAAACCCAAUAAUCAAACCCGAAAAGCAAAAAAACAAAAUGGCGGGAACGUGUUGUAUGAACCACCAUUUCCCUCUUUUUGUUCUUCAUCUUCUUCUCCGAUCCAACAACAGCGAUAGCAAAAAAAUGCAGUUUGAUUCCGAUUCAGAUUCCGACGGAUCUCACAUCUCUUCAACUCCUCCAAGACAACCAAAUCCACCACCACCACCGUCACCAAAACCACCUCUUCCAGUUUCCAACAAAAAAUCCAAAAUCAAUACCAAACCCAAACCCUCAAAAUCCAAUAAACUCCCUUCAAAACCCCCCGAAACUCUCCCCCAACAAGAUCCUGACCCUGACCCUUUCCCUCUCGCUUCCUUCUCCUCCCUUCCUUUUCAUAUCCGACAACGAACCUCCGAAGCCGCUUCAACUUCAUCUUCCCACUCAAUUGAAACCCUCCCCGCUGGAUUCUUCUCAAAAUCAAUUUCAUUCUCCAAAAUUCGUAAACCCUUACUCAAUCUAGAAGCUUCUGAAAACGAACCCGUAGUUAAUUCCCCUAAAGCCGUUGUAAAAUCCGCUAAGAAGCAUCCUAAUUUAAUAGGCGCCAGUGCUCCAACGCCGAUAGUGAAGGUACUACGAGGCGCCGGAGAAGGUAAUUUUGUGAAAUUGAAUUUGAAUGGUAAGAGAAAAAAGUUUUUGAAUAAAGGUUGGAACAAAAAAGGAAAAUUUGGCAGUGGAAAAAGGUAUAGAAAUGGUUAUAGUAGUUAUAGUGGUAGUAGAAGUAAGCGUAAGAAAUUGGAAGCUGAAGGGGGAGAUAAUGAGGAAGAUGGUUUGGAUGAAGAGAAUGCAAAGCAACAGGAAAAGCGAAAGGGUUGGGAAAACGAAUGCAAAGUAUUGGAGGAGGCUGUGUUAGCAGCAAGAAAUGAGGCUUCUGAUGAGAAUUUGGUGAAGCUGUUGAAAUUGAUUCAUGGUUAUGAUUCUUUUCGAGAGGGGCAACUUGAGGCUAUCCAGAAUGUUCUUGCUGGGAAAUCGACAAUGCUUAUUUUGCCGACUGGUGCAGGGAAGUCGUUGUGUUAUCAGUUGAGUGCAUUGAUUUUGCCCGGGAUUACGCUCGUUGUUAGUCCGUUGAUAGCUUUGAUGAUUGAUCAGCUUAGGCAAUUGCCUCCGCUCAUUUCGGGUGCUCUCCUAAGCAGUUCUCAGACGCUUGAAGAAUCAUCUGAAACGCUCAGCCAGGUCCGGCAAGGCACAAUUAAGGUGCUUUUUGUUUCACCAGAGCGGUUCUUGAAUGAAGAGUUUCUAUCUGUUAUCUCUGCUGUGUCAUCCGUGUCACUCGUUGUUAUUGAUGAAGCACAUUGUAUAUCUGAAUGGUCUCACAAUUUCCGACCUUCAUUCAUGAGACUUAGAGCAUCACUACUUCAUAAAAGUCUUAAUGUAGGUUCUGUUCUUGCAAUGACAGCGACUGCUACAACCACGACUUUAGACGCCAUCAUGUCUGCCCUAGAUAUUCCUUACACAAAUCUUAUUCAGAAUGCACACUUAAGGGACAAUUUGCGUUUGUCAGUGUCUUUGAUAAAAAAUAGAAUGAAGGACCUACUGGUUCUGAUAAAGUCUUCUCCUUUCACGGAAGUUAAAAGCAUCAUAGUAUACUGCAAAUUUCAGUCUGAUACUGAUCAAAUCAGCAGAUACUUGAAUGAUAACAAUAUCAAGGCAAAGAGUUAUCAUAGUGGUAUUUCUGCAAAGGAACGUGGCUAUGUACAAGAGUUGUUUGGUUCAAACAAGAUCAGAGUGGUUGUUGCAACUGUGGCAUUUGGCAUGGGACUGGACAAAAGAGAUGUUGGAGCAGUAAUUCAUUACAGUUUACCCGAAAGUCUGGAAGAGUAUGUACAGGAGAUAGGACGUGCUGGAAGGGAUGGGAGGUUGUCCUAUUGUCACCUAUUUUAUGAUGAUGAGAUGUAUUUCAAACUUCGUAGUCUAAUGUACAGUGAAGGAGUAGAUGAGUAUGCUGUGAAUAAAUUUAUGUCUGAAGUAUUUCCUGCUGACAAAAGCUCCUGUGGGAAAAUCUGUUCGUUAAUCAAAGAAUCUGCUGCACGCAGAUUUGAUAUGAAAGAAGAGGUAAUUCUCACAGUUUUGACACGCUUGGAGCUGGGUGACAUGCAAUACUUACAUUUACUUCCACAAACAAAUGUUACCUGUGUUCUGAAUUUUCAUAUGACUCCGGCUGUGUCCCUUGCCCAGAAGGUUUCUGCUAUUGCUGUGAUUCUAAAAAGAUCUGAAAAUAAGCACGGACAAUAUAUUUUUGAUAUUCCAACUGUGGUAAAUGACAUGGGGGUUACACCAGUUGAAUUAACAGAUCAGUUGUACGACCUAAAGUUGAAGGGAGAAAUAACUUAUGAAAUGAAGGACAUGGCCUACUGUUAUAGGAUUCUUGAAGUCCCAACAGACUUUUUUUCUCUAUCGGAUGAUAUUACCAAAUGGUUAUCUGAAGUUGAAAGUUGUAAGGUACGGAAAAUGGAUGUAAUGUUUAAUGCUGCAUAUUUUGCAGUAAAUCUAUGUGAUAAGAUGAACGGUUGCAGUAGUGCCGAUCACACCUCAUGCUUGCAAAGGAUAAUAUUGGAUUACUUUGCUGGAGUUGAUAAUAUUGAUUUCUGCAAGAAAAUCAGUCAAAGCAGUCCUUUCCUGCGGGCAGAUAUAAAGGUAUUUCUACAGAGCAAUUCACAUGCUUGUUUUACACCGAGAGCUGUUGCGAGAGUGAUGCACGGAAUUGCAAGCCCAGCCUACCCUUAUACAAUAUGGGGUAAAACCCAUUUCUGGGGAAGGUAUACCAAGGUAGACUUUAAGGUGGUGAUGGAAGCAGCAAAGGAAGAACUCAAAAAUUUUAUUGGAAAAGAUAUGCUCUAGUGAUUUAUGAUUUGAUUUUACCAUCUACCAUAUAUGCAGAGUCCCUUACUGGUAAAGACAUAUGUAUGUGCAUUGAUUUGAGGAGGGGGUUUUUUGACCUGUGCAGUUGUCUCAUACCAUGUUAUCAUUGUCGAAACUGUGGCGCCAGCCGCCAGCACAAGUCUGUUACACCAGGUUGAGACAGAAGCAAAAAGAAAAUUAAAGCUCUGCCUCAUUAUCUGUGCGACCUAGAUGAAAGGGAUUAAGGAUUUACAAUCUUUACGUUUGAUUUUUUGUUGUUAUCUCUUUGUCCUAUAGAGUAAUCCCUCAGGUCAAAAGGAAAAAGUUGAUGAACUCAACUUUAAGCUUUGCCUCUUACUUUUUCCCCAUACACAAUAAUGAAUUAUGCUUUUUCUUUUUCUUUUUUUAAACGGUGAUGCUAUUUAUUAACAGGCUCAAAUGUAUAUAGUACAUGAAGAUUUUCUCCAUAUGCAAAACAGUUAGAGGUGCAGGUGCAUGAGUAAAACAUAGGAGUAAUUUUUACUUGUGUUGAAAGUGUUUGGUUGUAUUUGAUAAAACAAGUUUGGUUGUAAAGUUUAGAAAGAUUGGUAGUAGUUACAGUACGGUAUUAAUUAUUAUUCUAUCCAACUGUCAUUACUUGAGUUUAACAAUUUGAUUUCUGCUUUGUAAUGUAAUAAAGCAUACUCCAAUCACUACCACCACAGUGAUCUAAUUCUUCUUUUUUGUUUUUUUCUUCUUUUUCAGUGAAGAAAAUUUAGUAAAAAUCAAUUGUAUUUGUUAACAAUCGCUCAACAUCUUCUUUGUUUUAUUGUAAUUGUAAUUUUGCAUUAGUGAUAAA